Molecule: messenger RNA, 7725 nt
Organism: Ictalurus punctatus (channel catfish)
Lineage: Eukaryota; Metazoa; Chordata; Actinopteri; Siluriformes; Ictaluridae
Product: voltage-dependent T-type calcium channel subunit alpha-1I
Exons: 35
Coding region: 25-6390 (2121 amino acids)
Biological process (GO): sodium ion transmembrane transport; calcium ion import; calcium ion transmembrane transport
Cellular component (GO): neuron projection; voltage-gated calcium channel complex; plasma membrane
Molecular function (GO): voltage-gated sodium channel activity; low voltage-gated calcium channel activity
Source: RefSeq, a predicted model, not a curated record
UGCACAUGGUUUGAGCGAGUGAGUAUGAUGGUGAUCCUGUUGAACUGUGUGACUCUGGGAAUGUACCAACCGUGCGAGAACAUCGACUGCUCCUCACAACGCUGCCAGAUCCUGCAGGCAUUCGAUGCAAUUAUUUAUAUCUUCUUUGCCGUGGAGAUGGUGGUGAAGAUGGUGGCUCUCGGCAUCUUUGGUCGUCGCUGUUACCUUGGUGACACGUGGAACAGACUGGACUUCUUCAUCGUCAUGGCAGGGGUUGUGGAAUACUCUCUGGACCUUCAGAACAUCAAUUUAACGGCCAUCAGGACAGUCAGAGUUCUGCGACCUCUCAAAGCCAUCAACAGAGUGCCAAGUAUGAGGAUCUUGGUAAACCUGCUCUUGGACACCCUACCCAUGCUGGGCAACGUGCUCCUGCUCUGCUUCUUCGUCUUCUUCAUCUUCGGCAUCAUCGGCGUGCAGCUGUGGGCAGGGCUUCUGCGCAAUCGCUGCUAUCCCGAUAAGAAUUUCACCCUAUCUACAGGAAUGGCCCUUCCCACUCCCUACUACUCCCCUGAUGAGGAAGAUGAGCGACCAUUCAUUUGCUCUCUGCCCCAGGAUAAUGGAAUCAUGUCAUGUAACGAUGUCCCGGCACGGCGUGAGGGAGGCCGUGAGUGCUGUUUGGAUGUGGAGGAUGCUCUUCACUUACAGACUCUGGGCCUGGCAGCUGAUCCCCUCCUCAAUGCCAGCAUGGGUGCUGUGCCAGGCCUCUGUGUCAACUGGAACCGCUAUUACACCCAGUGCCGCACAGGCUACUCCAACCCGCAUAAGGGUGCCAUUAAUUUUGACAACAUUGGCUAUGCAUGGAUCGUGAUCUUCCAGGUCAUAACUCUGGAGGGCUGGGUGGAGAUCAUGUAUUAUGUGAUGGAUGCACACUCCUUCUACAACUUCAUCUACUUCAUCUUGCUAAUUAUAGUGGGCUCUUUCUUCAUGAUUAAUCUGUGUCUGGUGGUCAUAGCCACUCAGUUCUCUGAGACGAAACAACGUGAACACCAGCUGAUGCAGGAGCAGCGUGCCCGCUGCCUGUCCUCCAGCACAAUGGCAUCACUGGCAGAGCCAGGGGACUGUUAUGAGGAGCUCUUCCAGUUCACCUGUCACGUGCUGCGUAAAGCCCGUCGCCGCUCCACUGCCUUCUUCAAGGCAUUAAGAGCACGUCCAUGCCAGGCCAUGCCUACCCAGUCACAAACCAAUGUCAAUGGCAGAGAAAGGAAUCAGAGGCAACAUCAGGGUUCCCACUGUCCCCAUCACAUGAAGCCUGACCAUGCUCCUCCUGAACGUUCUGAUGUGUUAACUUCACCGCCCAUCUCUGAGGACUGCCCUCACUGUGUGGCACUGUCUCUCAGAGAUGGGGCAGGACCUGCAGGGGUGGCGGCCAAUCAGGAGGCAGAGGAAGGUGCGCUGGAGGACACAGAUGGCCAGGGUGGCCAAUCAGGAGAGCAGAAGGAAAAAAGGGUGAAAAAGGGGAAAUGUAAAGAGCUGUGGAUAGAGAUGAGGAUUAAACUGUGGGGAAUUGUAGAGAGCAAAUACUUCAACCGAGGCAUCAUGAUUGCCAUUCUCAUCAAUACAAUCAGCAUGGGCAUCGAACAUCAUGAGCAGCCGGAGGAGCUGACUAACGUUCUGGAGAUCUGCAACAUUGUCUUCACCAGCAUGUUUGCCCUGGAGAUGAUCCUGAAGCUGACUGCCUUUGGUUGCUUCAACUACCUGCACAACCCGUACAACAUUUUUGAUGGCAUCAUCGUCAUCAUCAGUGUAUGUGAGAUCGUUGGACAGUCCGACGGUGGUCUGAGCGUGUUGAGGACAUUCAGGCUGCUCCGUGUGUUAAAGCUAGUGCGCUUCAUGCCUGCUCUGCGCCGGCAGCUUGUCGUCCUGAUGAAAACCAUGGACAAUGUGGCCACAUUCUGCAUGCUGCUCAUGCUCUUCAUCUUCAUCUUCAGUAUCUUGGGAAUGCACAUAUUUGGCUGUAAGUUCAGUCUGAAGACGGAUGCUGGAGACACGGUCCCUGACAGGAAAAACUUUGACUCUCUACUGUGGGCCAUAGUGACUGUUUUUCAGAUCCUGACUCAGGAGGACUGGAACGUGGUGUUGUAUAAUGGCAUGGCCUCCACCUCUCCUCUGGCAGCUCUCUAUUUUGUGGCUCUUAUGACAUUUGGAAACUAUGUGCUUUUUAACCUACUUGUUGCCAUUCUGGUAGAGGGAUUUCAGGCAGAGGGUGAUGCUAAUCGCUCGUAUUCAGAUGAUGACGGGUCAUCAUCCGACUAUGAUGGGAGUGAGAGACACAAGGACUCGCUCCAGCUCUCUGAUCCUAAACUUUGUGCUUUGACCCCUAAUGGGCACCUGGAGAUGAAGCCUAUAGGAGGAGGAAGGAUAAAUUUGGAAGAAGAAUCUCGUAAGAGCAGUGUCAUCAGUCUGGGCAAGAGCAGCCUGGAGCAAGGAUCUUUCUCACUGCGUCAUGGUCGUACUUCCUUGUACCGCCACUGGGGGCGCCCCCACCCCCAGUCAGCAUGGAGUCGGCGGUCUAGCUGGAACAGCAUGGGUCGUGCUACUAGAGGCCUGGCGGUAGGUGGGAGCCUACGGGUCCGAGGUCCCCACUCCCAUCCAGCUGAGCGGGAGUCCCUCCUCUCCCCACGCCUCCAACUCUUACAUCACCCACCUCUCCUUUCUCGUCGUUACCCCCUUCGCCGCGAUCGGCGUGCCCUCUCACUCGAGCUCCCUGAGCAGCUCCAGCUCCCUGGACCCCCACUGCAGCACCACCUUCUGACCAGGAAAAAAAGUGUGUGUGGGGAGCAGCACCAUGAUUGUAAUGGGAAAGCACCAAUGCGUCAGAGAGCACUGCUCAGCGAGGUUUAUCCCCAACUCAAUGCUCAGAAGGACAAACCACACCUCGACGAGGAGACAGACUAUAGCCUAUGUUUUCGGAUCCAGAAGAUGAUUGAGGUAUAUCGCCCAAACUGGUGCGAGACGAGGGAAGACUGGUCUGUCUACUUGUUUUCCCCUGAGAACAAGUUCAGGUUAACUUGCCAGAAGAUCAUUGCUCAUAAACUGUUUGACUAUGUAGUGUUGGCCUUCAUCUUCCUCAACUGCAUCACAGUGGCCCUUGAAAGACCCAGGAUUCACCAGGGAAGUCUGGAGCGAGUCUUUCUCACCAUCUCUAACUACAUCUUCACUGCCAUCUUUGUAGCUGAGAUGACGGUCAAGGUGGUUUCAAUGGGUUUGUAUCUGGGAGAUCGUGCAUACCUGCGCAGCAGUUGGAACAUUCUGGAUGGUUUCCUUGUCUUUGUGUCUCUGAUUGACAUUGUAGUAUCGAUGGCGGGAGGAGCCAAGAUCCUGGGUGUGCUACGUGUCCUACGGCUACUCAGAACCCUGCGUCCCCUCAGGGUGAUCAGCCGGGCUCCUGGACUGAAGCUGGUGGUCGAGACUCUCAUCACAUCUCUAAAGCCCAUAGGAAACAUUGUGCUCAUCUGCUGUGCGUUCUUCAUCAUCUUUGGCAUCCUCGGCGUGCAGCUCUUCAAAGGGAAGUUCUAUUAUUGUGUUGGCCUGGAUGUCAAGAAUAUCACCAAUAAGUCUGACUGUCUGUUGGCUAAAUACAAAUGGGUUCAUCACAAGUAUAACUUUGACAACCUGGGGCAGGCUCUGAUGUCUCUAUUUGUUUUAGCCUCUAAAGAUGGCUGGGUCAAUAUAAUGUACCAUGGACUUGACGCAGUGGGAAUAGACCAACAGCCGGUGACCAACAACAACCCGUGGAUGCUGCUGUACUUCAUCUCGUUCCUACUCAUCGUCAGUUUCUUCGUGCUGAACAUGUUCGUUGGCGUGGUGGUGGAGAACUUUCACAAGUGCCGGCAGCACCAGGAAGUCGAGGAGGCCAAAAGGAGGGAGGAGAAGAGGCUCAGGCGAAUGGAGAAGAAGAGACGGAAGGCGCAGAAGUUGCCGUACUAUGCCGGGUAUGGCCAUAUCCGCUUGAUGAUCCACUCGUUAUGCACAAGCCACUACCUGGACCUCUUUAUCACCCUCAUCAUUUGCAUCAAUGUCAUUACCAUGUCGCUGGAGCACUACGAUCAGCCAAAGUCUCUCGAAACCGCUCUGAAGUACUGUAAUUACUUCUUCAGCUCCACCUUCGUGGUCGAGGCCACACUCAAGCUCAUUGCCUUCGGCUUCCGCCGCUUUUUCAAAGACAGGUGGAAUCAACUAGACCUGGCUAUUGUGCUUUUGUCUGUGAUGGGUAUCACACUGGAGGAGAUAGAGAUUAACGCCUCGCUUCCUAUCAACCCUACCAUUAUUCGGAUCAUGCGGGUGUUACGGAUAGCACGUGUGCUGAAACUGUUGAAGAUGGCCACUGGGAUGCGUGCUUUGCUAGACACAGUAGUUCAGGCUUUACCUCAGGUGGGAAAUCUGGGUCUGCUGUUUAUGUUGCUGUUCUUCAUCUAUGCUGCUCUGGGUGUAGAGCUAUUUGGGGAACUGGUGUGCAAUGCAGAUUACCCAUGUGAGGGGAUGAGUCGGCACGCCACCUUUGAGAACUUCGGCAUGGCCUUCCUUACACUCUUCCAGGUCUCAACUGGUGACAACUGGAAUGGGAUCAUGAAGGACACUUUACGUGAGUGCCCACCAGGCGACACUUACUCUUGCAAUGGCAGUCUACAGUUCAUCUCCCCCAUGUACUUUGUGAGUUUUGUGCUGACAGCCCAGUUUGUGCUCAUCAACGUGGUAGUUGCCGUACUAAUGAAGCACUUGGAUGACUCAAACAAAGAAGCACAGGAGGAGGCCGAGAUGGAUGCUGAAAUCGAGCUAGAGCUAGCACAGGGAGGGCUCUGCUGCCUGGGUGGACUGGCAGCUGCUGCUGGGCCUGGCAUCGGGGUGGGAACUGGAAGUGGAGGAGGUGGUGCAGGUGGAGGAGAGAGGCCAAGCAUUGAGUGUGGAAGCAGACAGGCAGCCAUGGUGGGGGCUCACGUGCAUGCCAGCCAAAGCGGGUACACACCUCCAAGUGGAGGACAUGAAUCACACAACCACAGGAAGCUCUACUCACCUGCACAGGAGAACCUGUGGCUGGACAGUGUUUCUCUGCUGAUUAAGGACUCUCUGGAGGGUGAGAUGCAGAUGAUUGAUAACCUGUCAGGAUCUGUGUUUCACCACUACUCGUCCCCUGCGGUGUGCAGAGGCUGCAGGUGCCAGCCUACAGAGAUCCGAUUAGCUGAGGUGGAGCAGGCCUCUCUGAUGUCAGAGCAGCUCUCGGACAAGUCGUCAUCUCCAGCACUUCCCGAUGACCUCAGUCUUGAUGACCACAGUGUGUACCAGCUAGUUGUCAGAGACAUGAAGGAGGAGAGAGGGAGCAGUACCUCUCAGAGCUUAGAAGAGCUUCAGGCCACACCGGCGGAAUGCAGGAGGUCUCAUCCCAAGAGUCGAGCUUUCAGCAUGGGGAGUGAGAAUGGAGAAAGACUUCCUAAUUCAAGCCUACAGAAGGAGAAUGAAUCAGCAUCUCAUCAACAUGUGCUAUAUCAUAGUUCAGCAGAUGGUGAGCGAGGCGGCAGUAACAGCAGAAGGGACAGGAGGACGCCCUCUCCUCUCUUUCAUCUCCCUGCAGAGUUCUUCCACCCAGCCACAGCCAUGCCCCAAGGAAGCCUAGUCUCGGGUAUGGUGCGGACAGGGCGACCCAGCUCCAGGCUCAUUUCACCAGCCUCAUGGGCAUCGCUUCGGUCACCUGGAGCCAACAGCAGGGUCAUGGGCUUACAGCCACCAUGCCACAGUGAGUCAUCAUUAGCCAUGGGAAGCUCCGAAGUCAGCCUGCAGACCAUGCUGGAGGAAAGCCUCAACUUCAGCGUACCUCCUCAGAGAGACCUAUCUUUACCUCAGCCUCUGCUUUGCCCUGUACCCGAUGAAACCCUCCCUUCUUCGGAUCUCAGCCAGAGAUUGCACCCUGACCAAACCAGCUUCACCCUCCAGGCCACCAGGGGGCACCAGAGGAGUCAGAGCAACUGUGAUGGCAGCCCCAGCCCCAGCUGCAACAGGCUGAACUCCAUAGAACCUUCGGAUGAGGACACAGGGAUCGGGGGAGGAUCAAGUCAAGCAUUUAACAGUGAACAUUUAUCAGAGACUAUCAGCAGCCUUUCCCUAAGCUCGUUGCUAACACCUGGCUCACUGGCGCCACCAUUGGCCAAAAAGUGCAACAGCACUGGGAGCUUAGAACAAGGGAAUGUGUUGGCUCGAAAUAAAAAUGGACGGCACCUUCAUAGCACAGACCAACCUCAGUACCUUUCCAACCCGUGGACAGAAGAGAGAGACGGAGGGGAUGGGGAGAAAGGGAUUGCAGGUUUGGGGGUCAAAAGCUCCAGUGAAACAAUGGACACCAGCUCUCGGAAGAACAGAUGAAACAUGUUAAUCGUGUUUUUUCUCUUCUCAGUUGCCUCUUUUUGAGAGUGGGACUUCUCUUAGUCUUUCAUUCGUGACACGUCCAUGUUUUGUGUAGCCCUGACAGACAGGUCAAGCUCACGUGAACAGAAGGACAGGACGUAGACGAGGACCAGAAGAAAAAUUUUAAUCUACAGAGAACCAAAAAGAGCUGGCCAUUUAGUUGAGUAUUAAUUAAAAAUAUGGAGAAAAGUUCCAGCUAAUAUACCGAAUGUGUGUAAGAAUCUGAAGGUGAAUGAAAUUUGGAUAUGAAAGUCAUUUUCAUGGCUGUUUUUGUUUCCUAUGAAAUUUGACCUGCAGCGAUCUUCUGUCUACAUGCAAAAGGUGACAUUUCAGGAAAGAAGCCUCGCGAUGUCUCUUCUAAUGUAGGACUUUUGAUGUAAGAUGCCUUGAUUUGAUAUCAUUCACAAACAAGGUAGCAAUGAUCAAACUUUUAGUUAGCUUCCCUUAGUAAAUUCGAAGAAUAAUGAUGAUUAUUUUCUAGGUGUGACCCUCAGUAUUAGAUUUUCGUCAAUGUGUAUGUAAGUUUCUGUGUCAGGACUUAAUUAUGCUUAACUUUAAAAAAAGAGGGCUAAUUUAAAAUUUAGUAGCUAGAUUUUAUCAACAAAAAAAUAUCUGGAACAUUAAAAAAAUAAAUAAAUAAAUAAAAUAAAAUAAAAAACUAAUCAGAUGACUGAUGCUCUGUUGGACAUGAUGGGAUAUUCCAAACUUACAGCUCUGGUUGAAUAAAUGUACAGAAAAGAAAUAUGCAGAAGCAGAUGAAGUGAAGAUGUCUAGAUGAUUGUCCACUGUUUGAUGAGAUUCAUAUAUGAGAGCUAAUGAGAAACGAUGGUAUUGUACCAUAAAGAUGUCAAAAAUGAAGAAUUUUAUUUAUUUUUACAAGUAGUAGAAAUCUAAUCUUCCUCAUCCACAUUGUAUGUUGCAUUUCUUCUCAUAACUAUUUGCAAUUUAAGUGCAAUGCAAAGUAUCUUGAUUCUGAAAGAAUGUAGGUUUGGUAUCUCUUGAAUUGAGAAAAUGAACAAAAAAAAAAUGUUAUUCAGGGGUCCAAAACAAAUGUCUUUCAGGAAAUUUAGGAAUUUGUUUUUAUUUAUUUUUUUUUUCCACACUGCACGUGAUUUAUGUAGUCUACCUGCUCUGAGCUUAUUAUUAUGUUGCACGAUGUAAUUAUAUUAUUUCAUUUUGAUUCAUUUAUGUAUUUUUUUUUCAUCAAGAUCAAAUUCAAUCAAGAAGUCAUUUAAGUCAUUAAAAAAUUCUUGACUUUAGGAUAAAGAUCUAGAUGUCAAAUAAAUAGAAUUU